This is a messenger RNA of Lathyrus oleraceus (garden pea), 513 nucleotides long. RefSeq lists its product as uncharacterized. The transcript is spliced from 2 exons. NCBI's taxonomy places the organism in Eukaryota, Viridiplantae, Streptophyta, Magnoliopsida, Fabales, Fabaceae. The coding region runs from base 1 to 513 and encodes 170 amino acids. The record is from RefSeq and is a predicted model, not a curated record.
AUGAAUGAUCUUCCUUUGGCUUUGAGAACCUCCAAUGGUCAUCAAAUUAACAACAUUCUUUGGGACAUUACAAAUCAAACUAUCGGGUACUCAAACAAAGAUGAAAGAGUUAAGAACGGUGAUGUUAAAAGAUUUCAAGUUUAUAUCGAUGAUAUCAUUUUUGGUUCCAAUAACAUGCAACUAGUCAAGGAGUUUUCUAAGCAUAUUCAGGGUGAGUUUGAGAUGAGUCUCAUGGCGGAGUUGAGUUACUUUCUUGGUCUUCAAAUCAAGCAACUCAACGAGGGGACAUUCAUGUGUCAAACAAAAUAUUACAACAGAUUACUAAAGAGGUUUGGUAUGGAAGAUGCAAAAUCAAUUGACACUUCAAUGCUCACAAAUGGAAACUUAGAAAAGAAUGAAAAUGGUAAGGAUAUUGAUGUCAAUAAGUAUAGAGGUAUGAUCAGUUAUCUUCUAUAUCUUAUUGCAUCUAGGACAAACAUUAUGUUUAGCGCGUGUAUGUGCGAUCAUUAUUAA